GAGAGAGAGAGAGAGAGAAGACGCUCGCUAGAGUUAAGAUGGCGGCAUGUGGGUGAAGAGGCUGGGAUCUGAAGUCGGAGCUUUUUUUUUUUCCGCCCGUUGAACGACUCGUAUGAAUCCACGCAUAUAUAUACACACACACAUAUAUAUAUACAGGACGUCGAAGGAGAACCAGUUUCCACGUCGUCCACACGAUCCGUGUGUGAUUCCGGACUGACCCCAUGACAUCCAUACACUUCGUGGUUCACCCGCUGCCCGGGACCGAGGACCAGCUCAAUGACAGGCUCCGUGAAGUCUCGGAGAAACUCAACAAAUACAGCUACAACAGUCAUCCACACCUUAACUUGCUGGAGCAGGCCCCCCUGAAACAGUGUGUCGUUGGUCCAAACCAUGCUGGAUUUCUCCUCGAGGAUGGACGUGUGUGUAGAAUCAGCUUUGCUGUCCAGCCUGAUCGCCUGGAGCUCAGCAAACCGGACGGCAGCGAUGGUGUAAAGUUGAGCAGUGGUUCAGGGACAGGAAGGAGCUCCAGGCCAGGCAGGACUAGUGAUCCUCCCUGGUUCCUGUCUGGUUCUGACACACUGGGCAGACUGGCAGGCAACACCCUUGGGAGUCGCUGGAGCUCUGGUGUAAACGGAGGCAGUGGAGGAGGUGGAAGUGGUGGUGGAGCAGGGGGAGGCGGAGCAGGAGGUGGCAGCAGUGGUGGAGGAGGGGGCGGAGGAGCAGGCGGAGGCGGUGGCUCGUCGGGUAGGUCAUCGACGGCGGCGCGCGAUUCCCGCCGGCAGACCAGGGUGAUCCGCACUGGGCGGGACCGUGGCUCGGGCCUUCUGGGUAGCCAGCCGCAGCCAGUCAUCCCAGCCUCUGUCAUCCCUGAAGAACUCAUUACUCAGGCCCAAGUCGUCCUCCAGGGGAAGUCCAGGAGUGUGAUAAUAAGGGAGCUCCAGAGGACCAACCUGGAUGUCAACCUCGCUGUCAACAACCUGCUGAGCCGGGACGAUGAGGAUGGAGAUGAUGGUGAUGAUACAGCCAGCGAGUCCUACCUCCCCGGAGAGGACCUGAUGUCCCUGUUGGAUGCAGACAUUCACUCUGCCCAUCCCAGCGUGAUCAUCGACGCCGAUGCCAUGUUCUCGGAGGACAUCAGCUACUUUGGCUACCCGUCUUUCAGGCGCUCCUCACUGUCUCGCCUGGGAUCAUCCCGAGUUCUCCUUCUUCCCUUAGAGCGCGACUCAGAGCUGUUGCGUGAGCGCGAGUCUGUGUUGAGGUUGCGCGAGCGCCGGUGGCUGGAUGGGGCCUCGUUCGACACGGAGCGAGGCUCCACCAGCCGGGAGGGCGAACCGAGCCUGGACAAGAAGAGCAUCCCCGUCCAGAGUCCCGUCUCCCUGGGAGAGGAGCUCCAGUGGUGGCCUGACAAGGAUGGUGUGAAGUUUGUGAGCAUUGGAGCCAUGUACUCGGAGCUGGUGGCUGUCAGCUCGAAAGGAGAGCUUUAUCAGUGGAAGUGGAGUGAACCUGAACCCUACAGGAAUGCACAGAAUCCAUCAAUUCAUCACCCACGUGCAUCAUUCCUGGGCGUGGCCAAUGAGAAGAUCACCUUAUUGUCUGCUAAUAGCAUCAGAGCCACUGUGGCUACGGAGACCAACAAGGUGGCGACCUGGGUGGACGACACACUGAGCACGGUGGCCUCCAAGCUGGAGCACAGCGCUCAGGUUUUCCCCGAGCUGCAGGGGGAGCGCAUGGUGUCACUGCACUGUUGUGCCCUCUACACAUGUGCACAGCUGGAAAAUAGCCUCUAUUGGUGGGGUGUUGUGCCUUUCAGUCAACGGAAGAAGAUGCUUGAAAAGGCCAGAGCCAAGAACAAAAAGCCAAAGUCCAGUGCUGGCAUCUCCUCAAUACCCAACAUCACCGUGGGAACACAAGUGUGCUUGAGGAAUAACCCCCUCUACCAUGCCGGUGCAGUGGCCUUUUCUGUCAGUGCUGGGAUUCCCAAAGUGGGCGUCCUCUUGGAGUCUGUGUGGAACAUGAACGACAGCUGCAGGUUCCAGCUGCGCUCACCAGAGAGCCUCAAGAACAUGGAGAAGACCACUAAGACCCAGGAAAUCAAGACUGAAAGCAAGCCGGAGUUGGUGAAGACGGAGAUGGGCCCUCCUCCGUCUCCAGCAUCUACAUGCAGCGAUACCUCUUCUAUUGCUAGCAGUGCCUCACUGCCCUACAAACGAAGGCGUUCCACCCCGGCGCCCAAAGAGGAGGAGAAGGUGAACGAGGAGCAGUGGCCUCUGAGGGAAGUGGUGUUUGUGGAGGACGUUAAAAAUGUCCCUGUGGGAAAGGUGCUCAAAGUGGAUGGCGCGUAUGUUGCCGUGAAGUUUCCGGGGACAUCAAGCAGCAUGAGCAACCAGAGCACUGCUGCUCCCACUGACUCAGACCCGUCGUCACUUUUGCAGGACUGUAGACUCCUCAGAAUAGACGAGCUGCAGGUACUGGCUGUGGAUCCCCUCUCGCUCGUCCUCAUCUCAGAACUUGGAGUGGUCAAAACUGGCGGGACUCCGAAAGUUCCUGAUUGUUUUCAGCGCACACCUAAAAAGCUCUGUAUCCCGGAAAAGGCUGAGAUUCUGGCUGUGAAUGUUGACUCCAAAGGAGUCCACGCAGUGCUGAAGACUGGUAACUGGGUGAGGUACUGUAUCUUUGACCUAGCCACAGGAAAAGCUGAACAGGAGAAUAACUUCCCUACGAGUAACCUUGCCUUCCUGGGUCAGAGUGAGCGCAAUGUGGCCAUCUUUACGGCCGGACAGGAGUCUCCCAUCAUCCUCCGAGAUGGCAACGGCACAAUCUACCCUAUGGCCAAAGACUGCAUGGGUGGAAUUCGAGAUCCCGAUUGGCUUGACCUGCCGCCUAUAAACAGCCUUGGAAUGGGGGUCCACUCUCUGGCCAAUCUCCCCUCCAACUCCACCAUCAAAAAGAAAGCUGCUAUUAUAAUUAUGGCUGUCGAGAAACAGACCCUGAUGCAGCACGUGCUGCGUUGUGACUACGAGGCGUGUCGGCAGUACCUGGUGAACCUCGAGCAGGCCUUCCUGUUGGACCAGGGCAACCCCACCCUCGGAGCUCUCCUGGGCCACCGCUGCGAUGGAAACCGCAACAUUCUCCACGCCGCCGUCUCUGUCUGCUUCCCAGUCAGUAACAAGGAGACCAAAGAGGAGGAAGAAGCUGAAAGGUCUGAGAGGAACACAUUUGCAGAGCGCCUGUCUGCUGUGGAGGCGAUUGCCAACGCCAUCUCUGUGGUUUCAAGCAACAGCUCUGGAAACAGGACCGGCUCCUCCAGCAGCAGAGGGCUUCGUCUGAGGGAGAUGAUGCGGCGGUCUCUGAGAGCAGCCGGUCUCGGCCGCCACGAGUCCGGCCCGUCAUCCAGUGACCACCAGGACCCAGUGUCGCCACCCAUUGCCCCACCAAGUUGGGUCCCUGACCCCCCACCCAUGGACCCUGAUGGUGAUAUCGACUUCAUUCUAGCACCUGCUGUGGGUUCACUCACCACUGCCUCCACUGCGACCAGCCAGGGACCCAGCACCUCCACCAUUCCAGGGCCGUCCACUGAACCAUCUGUGGUGGAAUCUAAAGACCGGAAGGCCAACGCCCAUCUCAUCCUAAAGCUCAUGUGUGACAGCGUCGUUCUAAGACCUCACCUACGGGAGCUGCUUUCUGCAAAGGAUGCCCGUGGGAUGACUCCGUUCAUGCUGGCUGUCAGCGGGAGAGCCUACCCGGCAGCCAUCACAGUUCUGGAGGCUGCUCAGAAAAUGGCCAAGGUGGGCGACCCGGGCAUUACAGAGAAGGAGGACGCAGACUCUGUGUUCAUGGAGAUGAUUUGCCCCUCGGGGACCAAUCCAGAUGACUCGCCCCUGUAUGUUCUGUGCUGCAAUGACACCUGCAGUUUCACUUGGACUGGAGCUGAGCACAUUAACCAGGAUAUCUUUGAGUGUCGAACCUGUGGUCUGUUGGAGUCCCUAUGCUGCUGCACCGAGUGCGCCAGGGUGUGUCACAAAGGACACGACUGCAAGCUGAAGAGGACGUCUCCCACAGCAUACUGUGACUGUUGGGAGAAAUGCAAGUGCAAAACUCUGAUUGCCGGCCAGAAAGCUGCUCGUCUCGAUCUGCUGUACAGGCUGCUCACAGCCACUAACCUGGUCACAACACCAAACAGCCGGGGAGAGCAUAUAUUACUGUUCCUGGUGCAGACUGUUGCCAGGCAGAGUGUUGAGCACUGUCAAUACAGACCACCGCGCAUCAGAGAAGACAGAAACCGCAAGGCUGCUAACGCUGAAGACUCUGACAUGCCAGACCAUGAUCUAGAGCCGCCGCGCUUUGCUCAGCUGGCUCUGGAGAGGGUUCUGCAGGACUGGAAUGCCCUCAAGUCCAUGAUCAUGUUUGGUUCUCAGGAGAAUAAAGACCCACUUAGUGCCAGCAGCAGAAUUGCGCACCUCCUGCCCGAAGAGCAGGUCUACUUGAACCAGCAGAGUGGCACCAUUCGCCUGGAUUGUUUCACCCACUGCCUCAUUGUCAAGUGUGCUCCUGACAUCACCUUCAUAGACACUUUACUGGGCACAUUGGUGAAGGAGCUGCAGAACAAGUACACUCCUGGCCGGAGAGAGGAAGCGGUCAAUGUCACCCGGAGGUUCCUUCGCUCUGUGGCCCGGGUGUUUGUCAUCCUCAGCGUGGAAAUGGCUUCCUCCAAGAAGAAAAACAACUUCAUCCCGCAGCCCAUUGGGAAGUGUCGGCGUGUUUUCCAGGCGCUCUUGCCGUAUGCGGUGGAGGAGCUGUGUAACGUAGCGGAGUCACUGAUUGUUCCGGUGCGAAUGGGCAUCGCAAGACCCACCGCUCCUUUCACUUUGGCCAGCACUAGCAUCGAUGCUGUUCAGGGCAGCGAGGAGCUCUUCUCCGUCGAACCGCUGCCUCCAAGGCCCUCACCGGACCAGUCCAGCAGCUCCAGCCAGACAGCUGCCUCUUAUAUCAUCAGGAACCCCCAGCCUCGUCGCAGCAGCCAGUCUCAACCGGUCAGAGGAAGAGACGAGGAGCAGGAUGACAUUGUGUCAGCAGAUGUGGAAGAGGUUGAAGUCGUAGAGGGAGUCGCAGGAGAGGAAGACCAUCACGACGACCAGGAAGAACAGGGAGAGGAAAAUGCAGAGGCGGAAGGACAGCACGAUGAACACGAUGAGGAUGGAAGCGACAUGGAGCUUGAUCUGCUGGCAGCAGCCGAAACGGAGAGCGACAGUGAAAGUAACCACAGCAAUCAGGACAAUGCUAGUGGCCGCAGGAGCGUCGUCACGGCAGCGACCGCUGGCUCUGAAGCAGGUGCCAGCAGUGUCCCCGCCUUCUUUUCAGAGGACGACUCCCAGUCCAACGAUUCCAGCGACUCGGACAGCAGCAGCAGCCAGAGCGACGACGUGGACCAGGAAACCUUCCUCUUGGACGAACCGCUGGAAAGAACGACGAGCACUUCACAUGCCAACAGUGCGGCCCAGGCUCCGCGCUCCAUGCAGUGGGCUGUGAGGAACACCCCCAGCCAGAGGGCCACUGGAAGUGCCCCCUCCAGCUCCUCCACACCAGCUGCGAGCUCCACAGGCCUGAUCUAUAUUGAUCCAACCAACCUGCGUCGCUCCAGUGCGAUCAGUUCCAGUGCUGCAGCAGCCGCAGCGGCACUGGAGGCCAGUAACUCCAGCAGUUACCUGACAUCCGCCAGCAGCCUGGCCCGGGCCUACAGCAUUGUAAUCAGGCAGAUCUCGGACCUCAUGAGUCUUAUUCCCAAGUAUAACCAUCUUGUCUACACUCAGUACCCUGCCGCUGUGAAGCUCACCUACCAGGAUGCAGUGAACCUGCAGAACUAUGUUGAAGAAAAGCUGAUUCCCACCUGGAACUGGAUGGUGUCCAUCAUGGAUUCCACCGAAGCGCAGCUGCGAUACGGCUCGGCCCUGUCGUCUGCUGGAGACCCUGGUCACCCCAGUCACCCACUCCACGCCUCUCAACACUCAGCUCGCAGGGAACGCAUGACUGCUCGAGAGGAGGCCAGCCUCCGCACCCUGGAGGGACGCAGGAGGGCGGCCACUCUGCUGACGGCUCGCCAAGGCAUGAUGUCGGCACGAGGUGAUUUCCUGAACUACGCGCUGUCGCUGAUGCGCUCCCACAACGACGAGCAUUCCGACGUGCUACCCGUGCUGGACGUGUGCUCACUUAAGCACGUGGCCUAUGUCUUCCAGGCCCUCAUCUACUGGAUCAAGGCCAUGAACCAGCAGACCACGCUGGACACCCCACAGAUAGAUCGAAAGAGAAAUCGAGAGAUCUUGGAACUGGGUUUGGACAAUGAAGAUUCUGAACAUGAGAACGAUGAGGACACCAAUCAAAGUUCAACUCUGCAGGACAAGGAUGAGGACCCGGUACCUGCUGAAACGGGUCAGAACCAUCCCUUUUUCCGUCGUUCUGACUCCAUGACGUUCCUGGGCUGCAUCCCGCCCAACCCCUUCGAUGUUCCCCUGGCUGAGGCGAUUCCAUUGGCAGACCAGCCCCACCUCCUGCAGCCUAAUGCCCGGAAGGAGGAUCUGUUUGGUCGUCCCUCUCAGGGCUUGUACUCCUCCUCCUCCUACAUGGCAACCAAAGGCCUGGCUGAGGCGAGCAUGGACAGGAGCUGCCUGGAGGUAAACAUGGGCUCCUCUCUACCCUCCCCCUCUCAGAUCCUGCCCACCAAGAUGUCUUACUCGGCCAACCUGAAGAACGUGAUGAGCAUGGAGACCGGCCAACGUGGCGCCGAGAACCAGUCACUGGCAGAGCAGGAGAUGGAGACCUCAAAACCAGGCCCGUCGCCCCACGACCUCGCCGCCCAGCUGAAGAGCAGCCUGCUGGCUGAGAUUGGCCUCACCGAGAGCGAUGGACCACCGCUGCCAUCAUUCAGACCUCACUGUAGCUUCAUGGGAAUGAUGAUCUCACACGACAUGCUACUGGGCCGCUGGCGUCUGUCACUGGAGCUCUUCGGCCGUGUCUUCAUGGAAGACGUGGGAGCCGAACCUGGAUCUAUCCUCACUGAACUCGGUGGCUUCGAGGUGAAGGAGUCCAAGUUCCGCAGGGAGAUGGAGAAGCUGAGGAACCUGCAGUCCCGUGACCUGGCCCUGGAGGUGGACCGGGAUCGGGACCAGCUAAUACAGCAGACCAUGCGUCAGCUCAACACGCACUUUGGCAGGCGCUGCACGACCACGCCCAUGGCCGUGCACCGGGUGAAGGUCACCUUCAAGGACGAGCCGGGCGAGGGCAGCGGCGUGGCCCGCAGCUUCUACACCGCCAUCGCCCUGGCCCUCCUCUCCAACGAUAAGUUGCCCAACCUGGACUGUGUUCAGAGUGUCAGCAAGGGCAUGCAGGCCAGCAGUACGUGUCAUCACGAUUACAAUUCAAAUCUAAUGCAGCGUUUGAGGAACCGAGACAGAGAAAGAGAGCGGAGAAGUGGAGGGAUUCGAGCGGGAUCUCGGAGAGACCGGGACAGAGACUCAAGGAGGCAGCUGUCCAUAGACACGAGGCCUUUCAGGCCCUCGUCGGAGGGCAACCCCAGUGACGAGCCCGACCCUCUACCUGCACACAGACAGGCCCUCGGGGAACGGCUCUACCCACGUGUUCACGCAAUGCAACCGGCAUUUGCCAGUAAAAUCACAGGCAUGUUGCUGGAGCUGUCCCCUGCUCAGCUGCUGCUGCUGCUGGCCAGUGAGGACUCUCUCCGAGCCCGAGUUGAAGAGGCCAUGGAGCUUCUCAUCGCUCAUGGAAGGGAAAAUGGUGCUGACAGCAUAUUGGACCUGGGUCUCCUAGACACGCCGGAGAAAACACAACAGCAGGAGAACCGUAAGCGUCAUGGCUCUACCCGCAGUGUGGUGGACAUGGAGCUGGACGACCCAGAUGACGGGGAUGACAACGCUCCCCUCUUCUACCAGCCUGGCAAACGUGGCUUCUACUCCCCACGGCCCGGCAAGAACACAGAGGCCCGACUCAACUGCUUCCGAAACAUCGGCAGAAUACUGGGGUUAUGUCUGCUGCAGAACGAACUCUGCCCAAUCACUUUGAACAGACAUGUCAUCAAAGUGCUGCUGGGGAGGAAGGUGAACUGGCAUGACUUUGCGUUCUUCGACCCGGUCAUGUACGAAAGCCUGCGGCAGCUGAUCCGCCAUUCACAGGCCGGCGAGGCAGAUGCAGUGUUCGCCGCCAUGGACUUGGCCUUUGCCAUUGACCUCUGCAAAGAGGAAGGAGCUGGGCAGGUGGAGCUCCUGUCUGGUGGGGUCAACAUGCCAGUGACUCCCCUCAACGUGUACGAGUACGUGAGGAAGUACGCGGAGCACAGAAUGCUGGUGGUGGCCGAGCAGCCUCUCCAUGCGAUGAGGAAGGGUUUGCUGGAUGUUCUGCCCAAAAACGCCCUGGAAGACCUGACGGCCGAGGACUUCAGGCUGCUGGUCAACGGCUGCGGAGAAGUCAACGUCCAGAUGCUCAUCAGCUUCACCUCUUUCAAUGAUGAAUCUGGGGAAAAUGCAGACAAACUACUGCAGUUUAAACGCUGGUUUUGGUCCAUAGUGGAGAAGAUGAGCAUGACGGAGAGGCAAGAUCUGGUGUACUUCUGGACCUCCAGCCCGUCUCUGCCAGCCAGCGAGGAGGGUUUCCAGCCGAUGCCCUCCAUCACCAUCCGGCCUCCUGAUGACCAGCACCUCCCCACAGCCAAUACUUGCAUCUCACGUCUCUACGUGCCACUCUACUCUUCGAAACAGAUACUCAAACAGAAACUCCUGCUAGCCAUUAAGACCAAGAAUUUUGGUUUUGUGUAGAGGUUCGACAUAAAAAAGAGUUUAAAAAAGGCAAUGAAGAAGAAAAAAAGAAAAAAAAGACGUUUACUGUUGUGUAAUAUUUACCUAGCUCAAUUUUUGUAGAUUUAUUUUUUGUCUGUACAAUUUUAUUAAAUUCGACAUACUGUCGCUAUCUCCCCAGGCGGUAAUAUUUGUUUGUGUUGUGAACACGAACGGCUUGUUAUUUUUAUUUCCAUUUUUAUUGCUUUUUUCUUCCUUUUUUUCUUUUUGUGUUGAUGAAGAAGAGGUAUACAGUCCAGAACAUUCCUGCAUUGGCACUGUAAAAUGUUAAGCCCUCAGCCCUGCUCUAUUGGCUUCAACCUUUGCUUCCCAGGAAUUUGGAUUGACAGAAUGCUGUCUGCCGAAACCCAGCCAAAGACGACAGCAGUAGAAGUAUUUAAAAGAAGAAAAGACACACUGUGAUGAUAAGUUUUUUUUUCUUUUUUCUUUUUUCCUUCCCUAAAAAAAAAGUACUAUCACUGACAGUUCACUGCUGCCUUUGUGGAAAGUCAUUUUUUUCUUGUACAGGGGGAGUAGGGAAUUUCAAAAUAAACUUGGAUGCAAAUAAGUUGUCCAGUUUUUAUUUAAUUAGUUUUUUUUUCUUCUCUCCCCUCAAUACUUUGUUAAGCGUGGGAGGGAAUUUAAAUUUACAUUUGUGUAAGAGGAGGCUGCCGUAAUAUAAAUCCUUAAUUCCAUGUUUUUUAUUUAUGUUUUCUGUAAAAUCACAGAAUAACUUGUCCACAGCUUGGUCAAAUCUAUUUGAGAAGCAGUCAUUUCGGAAUCAAAAUUAGAUGCAAUAAAUUGUGAAAUAUUA
Molecule: messenger RNA, 9651 nt
Organism: Scophthalmus maximus (turbot)
Lineage: Eukaryota; Metazoa; Chordata; Actinopteri; Pleuronectiformes; Scophthalmidae
Gene: ubr5
Product: ubiquitin protein ligase E3 component n-recognin 5
Exons: 58
Coding region: 222-8819 (2865 amino acids)
Biological process (GO): protein polyubiquitination; regulation of double-strand break repair; DNA damage response
Cellular component (GO): nucleus
Molecular function (GO): zinc ion binding; ubiquitin-protein transferase activity; ubiquitin binding
Source: RefSeq, a predicted model, not a curated record